Arxiozyma heterogenica is the source of this 1200-nucleotide messenger RNA. RefSeq lists its product as uncharacterized. The coding region runs from base 1 to 1200 and encodes 399 amino acids. The transcript has a single exon. NCBI's taxonomy places the organism in Eukaryota, Fungi, Ascomycota, Saccharomycetes, Saccharomycetales, Saccharomycetaceae. The record is from RefSeq and is a predicted model, not a curated record.
AUGGUAAUGUCCACUUCAAAAAGGCCAUAUUCUAAUUGUCUUUCCUUAUCCGGAAAUAGUGAUACCUGUAGUGAUCAUCCAAAUAAUUGUCAAUAUUCCACUAAUAAUAAUAUUCCACGAUUUAUAAAGCAUUCUUCAUCACCUGGUAUUUCUAAUUCCUUUAAAAUAUCAAAGAGACGCACUUUAUCUUCAACUUCAUCUUUGUCUCCUUCCUCUCUUUUAUCUUCGACAUCUUUACUAUAUUUAAACAGGUGUGCUGAUGAUGGGAAGUUAAAUACACACAAGGCUAAUGACAGUGACUUUGAUGAUACUGUUAACUACAAUAGUGAUGAUUUUGAUAUUGCUUCUGCUUAUAAAAAUAAUAAUUACUUUCAUUUCAAUUCAGGUAAAAGAAAUUUAAUCAUGAAUAGACCUAGUUCCUUUUCAUACCCUUGUAAUAAUAGUAAAAAUAGCAUUUGUAAUAACCAUGAUCAUGGAAACAGCCAAUCAAUAAAUUCUCUUAUUGUGAAUAAUGAUGAUUUGGAAUCAUAUGUCAAUGAUAUCAGCAACAUCAAUAUGAGCAAGAAAAAUCAUCUACCAAAGGCGGAUCUUAUUGCAAGAGAAAGAUGUUUUGAUUAUAUUGUUCAAGCCAUAGAUGAAGUUUGGGCACGCUAUUGUGACACUACAUCAUCUGCUGAAGUUGAUAUGUAUGAUAGUUGGAAUAUAGUAAAAAAACAGACACAUCCUGUUGUAUCAAAUACUAGAAUUACAAACAAACAAACAAGAAUUUACUGUAAUAAAUCCAUACAGUAUUCCGAUGAUGAACAAGAAGAUGAUCAGAUUUUUGAUCACAAGAUGAAUAUAGCAGAUGGGCAACAAGGACAAUAUAAAUCUAAUGCUAGUAUAAGGAAUGAGGAGGAUGAGGAUGGGUAUAAAACAGAAGUCACUGAAUAUGAGACAGAUUCAGGUUCUGAAUAUCGUACUGUGUCUAAAUUACCAGAUUCAGUUAGAUUAGAAUCAUUGAAGUUAAGAUUGAGUAAAGCCAAAAAUGAUUUGGAACAGGUAUAUGAUUCGAUGCAACUUGAUGACUCAAUAGUGUUUUGGAAACGUUGGGAUAUGAUAAAAUAUAGUGCAAUUGAGGUCAUGGAAGAUGAUGAUGAUGAUGAGGUGGUUGAAGAGGCUAUCAAAGAACUAGAGGAUGGUAGGUAUUUUCAUGAAUAG